Messenger RNA from Thermothielavioides terrestris NRRL 8126, 1788 nucleotides. RefSeq lists its product as uncharacterized. The annotation marks the transcript as partial. Gene Ontology annotation, molecular function: DNA-binding transcription factor activity, RNA polymerase II-specific; DNA binding; zinc ion binding. The record is from RefSeq and is a predicted model, not a curated record. The transcript has 2 exons. Gene Ontology annotation, biological process: regulation of DNA-templated transcription; DNA-templated transcription. Lineage: Eukaryota; Fungi; Ascomycota; Sordariomycetes; Sordariales; Chaetomiaceae.
AUGGAGAGCUCGGUGGAAGAGCAAUCGGAGCCGCCGAGGAAGAAAGUUCGAAAGGGCACGCGGAGCUGCUGGGAGUGCAAGCGGCGCAAGAUCCGGUGCUCCUUUGCCGCACCGGCGGAUGUGAUCUGCUUGGGAUGCAAGAGCCGCGGGACUGCAUGCGUCAGCCAAGAGUUCCCCUAUGUGCCCGCGCUCGCGAGUUCCAAGUCCGGCGUCGAGGACAGGCUCGGCCGUCGCGUUCCAACAUGGCCUGGCACAGAUCCGGAACCGGAUUCACAUCCCGCUGCCGCUAGCACCAGACACGAAGGACUCGCCCGCACACUUCGCGCGGCGUGGCCCAGUCCCCGUGAGCUCGAUUUGAUCCUCAGCGAGCCCGUCGGAACAUCCGGGUUCCUCCUGCGAAAGGCAGGCUGUACGGAGCCCCGCUGGGACGCGGCAUCGGCGCGGGAAACCCUCCAGCUGCCGUCGCCGGGCUCUCAUCCCGUGCUGGUAGCGGCGAAACUCCUUACUCUGUGCAUCCAUCUGCAAGGUGUCCCGAUCAGUUCCGUGCAGCGCUUGGAACGUCUGGGCGUCAGCUGCUGCGACAUCAUGUCGAGGGCGGCCGACGCAGUGAAGCUCGUGACGGGCAGCGACGAGCUCGCCAACUCGAUCGAGGGUGUCGAAUGCCUCGUCAUGCUGAGCACGUACCUCGAGAACGCCGGCAACAUCAGCCGGGCAUGGGUUGUUGCGCGUCAGGCUAUGGCGGUGGCGCUGGUCAUGGGCCUGCAUCGGGGCAGCGGCCGUGGAGGCGGCAUCAUGAAGACGCUUGACCCUGGAACGAAGACACGCAUCAACCCAGAGCAGCUGUGGUUUCGCUUGGUACAGAUCGACCGCUACCUCUCCAUGAUGCUCGGCCUGCCGCAUAGCUGGAUCGAUGACGACUUUGCCACGCCGAAGGCUCUGGCGAGUUGUGCCCUCGAGGAGCGUAUGCGGCGCAUCCACUGCUCGGCCGCCGGCCGAAUCCUCCAACGUAAUAACGCUGAGGCUGACCUCGCCCAGACUCGAGAGAUCGAUCUAUUGCUGCAGGACGCAGCGUCCUCCGUGCCGCCAGAGUGGUGGCUGCCACCCGAGCUCGACGCUCCCCUACAAUCCAGCAGCAGUAGGGGCGGAGACCAUCAACAAGACAUGGGGCUCGACGACGCGGUGCGUCUCAUGGACCAAUUCGUGCAUUACCACCUCCUGCUGCGGUUGCAUCUCCCAUACCUCCUACGCUCCCCAAGCGAUGGCAACACCAGCCACCACAUGUCCUACCUCCACAGCAAGAUCACCGCCGUGCACGUAAGCCGCGAGUUGCUCUCGCGCUUCGUCUCCUUCCGCAAGGCCGACCCUACCGGCACCUACUGCACGCACGCCGUGAACUUCCUCGCCUUCACCGCGGCCUCCGCCCUGUGCCUCGCGCACAUUGAAGCGUGGCGACAGCGCCAAAACCAAGCGCCAGUCCUGACCACCACCACCACCACCACCACCACCACCAUCCCGACAACAACAACAACAACAACCACCAACCCCCUAGUCGCGACACCGACAUCAGCCCACCCAAUGACCUUCCUCGCCCACCCGCGCCCAAGCGACCGCGCGCUGAUCGAGCGCGCGCUCGCCUGCAUCCAGAGCACCCGGCGCUCCCCGCCCGCGCCAGCGCCGGACCGGCCCGACCCCACGGCCGCCCAGAUGGCCACUAUCCUGCGCCACCUGCUGCUCAUCGAGGCCGACGCCGCGCGCGGGGGCGCCUACCGCCACCGCACCACCCCUGCU